CUCUCGCGUUCUCGCUAGGGCUAUGCUUGAUGGCGUAUCUUCCAAUGUGAGUUGCCCAUAAUACUAAGAUGUACGGCUGCGCCGGUAGGGGUCCCGCUUGGUCUCUCGCUCACUUACUACCUUAUAGUAUAGCAAAGCCAAAGGCGUAUAGCGCGCCGAACGUCCAACGUACGGUUCUUCCAUCGUCGUUUGCCACCAGUAUUUCGCCGGUAUUUUCGGUUUCUAGUCGCCGAACGAUCGCCCUUUCUUGCAGGGCAGCUAGUCCGCCCGUUUCCGCCCGAAACGUCGACGCCAGCGCUUGUCGCUGCUACGCGAGUAUUCCGUGCCUUUUUCUCCUUCGUACGCGCGAAUAAAGCUUUGCAAAUUCAGUAGAGAAAAGUUUCUUUCGUUCUUUCGUGUCCGACAAUCGGAUCGAGUUCGACAUGGAGCGUGUUACGUCAGUGGUGUGCAAGGGGAAGUUCAACGUUCCUCCAGUUGAUCCGCUAAGUAGCUUGAGUCACGUGAUUGUCCGGCAUUGUCGUGGAUCGGUUGGUCGGUUGCGUGCUGUUGAGUGCGUUUCGCGUCACGAUGCCCGUCGCCACCGUCGCCGUCGUCGUGGCCGUCGGGACAACGGGGAUGUCGGACAGCUUAUGAUGUGGAACAUGGAGUUGCUUCUUGGACUGGUGAUUAGGCGGCUCGACGUUCAAUGGAUUACUGGUGCACCGUUGAGCCGCCGGAACGAUUCGUCGCAGCAUCGGAGCGAAAAAUGGCACCCAAGGACGAAACGACUCUGGCCAAAACCUCAAAUUUCAAGCACUCAAGUGCCUCGACGACUAACGUCCACCAUUCAUCCACCGUGGACUAUGGCCGUUCUCGGACGCGUCUCGACCUACCAAGCUUUCCCAAAGGCCGAUGCACCACCUCGUAACUUACAAAACGAACACGCGUCCGUAUUGUCUGCGUAAUAUCCACGCUUGAAACAGUGUCUGUCCGACAGUAAAUCACGAUUCACCGACGAGAGGCGCGCCCUCUUGCUUUACAGCGUAACGAGCGUGCUUCAAGAGCUUGUUCUUGAACACUGGCCAGACAGACCCGGGCUGUCACAGACGCUGACACCGCAGGAAUUACAAAACUAUGGAAUCAGCGGUAUACAUGGUGUCUCGAAACUAUUGCUUCAAAGUUACAUUGUUAGUUCCAACAAAUUUCAAGUUUCGAAUUGAUAAGCUGUAAGUACGAUUGAGGGCAGUCAUGAAAUCAUCAAAACUUCUAUUAUUUCAAACAUUUACAAUUUCCUCUUCAAUUCAGAUUAAAAUAUACGAGAGACCUUUGCAUGUAAUAGAUAAAUCAAGAAAUCAUCUUGAAACAAUCAAUUUUAAGUUCAGCUAUGUUAUUGAACACAAUACUAACAUUUUCUAACUCAUCAAUCAACCCCCAUUUCUCUGUGCACCAACAUUGCACCCAUCUAAUUCGGAAUGACGUUCUAACGCAGCAUGAACAUCCAAGUUCACGUGUUUCAUCCGAAGAACGUUUAUUUUCUCGCCGAGCAAACGGCAUUGUCCAAAUAACUCGACGAAUGUCAUUACCACGUUGCAAGGUUUCACAGGCGUCUGCAAACUUGCCCUCCUAACAACGUAAACGCGUUACCAUUUCAAACAAGGAGCUCGGAAAAAGAAACACAAAGGUAUGGUACAGGUACUACGGAGAAAAUGCAAAUUUAUUAUUUAUUCAACAUAUUUGUUGUUUGUAUUUAUCUACUGUCUUCUUGUAAUCCUUUCCAGAGGUACUUUCACACUUCCGCAGUUCAGCAACAUAAAGAAUAUUUCCAGAAAACGUUGUGUUUCUCUGUAAUCUGACCACGUACGGUUCGCUGAACAACAACGGGCCCAAUUAUGAGAGGAACCACGAAGAAUUUGUGACUGGCCGCGUUCGCAAGUUUGCAGUCGCGCGUGCUCGCGAAACGGCCACGUUGAAGACAAUCUAGCCUUUAUAUCUGCUCUGUAUCGGCACGACUGUACUCUAUCGCGAGGCCAGUCGACGAAAUUAUCCCUGGGGAAGGAACAGAGAGGAAGAAGAAGUAACGAGCGGCUACGUGUCCGCGUAAAUUGUUAGCUACGACAGAAAGGAGGGUAGAACUCCUCGUCAGGCCGUUCAAUACUCCCCCGCACCCCUUUCGCACAGCAACCGUUCUUAGAAGCUGUAAGAAACGUCAAACAGGAUGAAUUAGUGCUUUCAUGAAAAAUUAAGAAUUUUAUCGAGUGAUGGAAUCUUCUCCUACAUCAUCAUUUUUCUCAGAGAAGUCUACCGUUAAGUUCCAAAAGCAGUAGCGAUACUUUCAUAUAAUUUAUGCAUGAAUUAUUUUAUCGAACUGAUUCACAGUAGAAAAAUCAACCGACCGGCAAUUAAUUAAACAUGUUGCAGUCGGCUAAUUAACGGAACCGCUAAGUCAGAUUGUGAAAUCGAUAAUCACUUCCUGGCCUUUUAACGAGAAGAAAAUGCAUUCGUCGAAGAUUGAUGGUGCAAUGAUGAGUUGCUGUAAUACGAGACUCGCAAACCAAGCAGCAUCUUUACACGGAACAUAAAUAUUUAGCAGUAACGAUUAAAGAUCGAUUCAAGAUCCACAUUGUCAUUAGCGACUAUCGAUUAAUUCUCAAUCGACAUCGUUGAGGUGUAUAUUAGAAGGUUUCUUGAAAUAUGACAGAAUUCAGCUCCUCUUUUCAGUAAAUUUUUAUUAAUGUGUCCCUGAUAAUUGUAAACGAUUGGGAAUGAAUCAUUCGAUUUAAUCGUUCAACGUGAAACUCGGUUUGAAGUGAUUUCUUCAUUAACUUCUUAACCCUUUCACUGCGCACGACGUAUAUAUACGUCAUUGAAAUUAAUGGUAAGAAGUGUGCAUAACCGGUUAUCGAUCAAGACGCUAAAUUCAUGUUUGGUCAUAAUGGAAGAAGUUGAUACCCGCUGAAUUUAAUGCAAUUUUGAUAUGAAUUCGUCCAAGGUCUACAGUAAUUAAAAUCACAAAUUAAAAUAAAUUAAAACUGAUAUGGAUGAAAGUUCGCUUAAAUAGGAGGAGGAUAAUUAAAGGUAGCAUAUUUGUAAGAACGUAUGAGUUUGUUAAUUAUAUAAAUUAUAGUAAAAAAAAUUUCACCGACUGAUUAGCCGUUGAUUACUUAAAUGAUGAGAAAUUAAAUUAGAUAACGUGCUCUGAUCUGAAUUACGAUAAUUGAUAUGAAGACUUAAUAUGUAUGACGUUAACUCAUUAGAAAUGAAGAGUAUAUCUCAAUUGUCCAUUAUGAUUAAAAGUAAUUCGAGAGAAUAUAAAUUAAAUAAUUCUUAGGAAAACUCCAAGUAACUGAUAACCAACGCUCUAAAUCAUUUAUUCGCUAGAUUUCAUUCAUUGUACUGCUAUUUAGUAUCACAAUUAUUCCUUUGCCGGUCGUUAAAUUGUUAACUCGAAUGCGACAAGAUAAAAACAUUCUCAUUGCAAGACAAACGAAGAAAAAUAAUAUAUGUACACACGUGAGGAACAGUCAUUGAACGCACUAUAUUCUCCAGCUUGUUUUAUUAAACGCGAUAAAAGUUAAUCUUCGACGAACCUUUUAUUUUCUAUUCACUUCACACCGUUCAUUACAAAAGAGUGUAAUCGCGUUUGUAGAUACGCGCGGGUAAUCGCGACGAAUCAGUUAUACAAGGAGUAGAAUUCUUUUCUAUCUACGGGACCGCAUCACUUUUUUUUAUUCGAUUAUAAAACAAACGGGGCCCGGACGAUAAUCGCGCGAAGACACGCGCGCUAUCUUAACGGACGGCCGCAAAUAAUACGUAAUACGGUUUUAUAUCCAUAAUGAAACGUUUCAUAAUGGCACCUAAGCAUCCACUUGUUGAUACCAUUUAUGGCCAUUGCGCGCUGGUGUUUACAUGUGUAAAACGGUACCAUCGACAUCGGCACCAGCACGCACCAGUUAACUAAUGUUAAUACCGCAUACACACGCAUGCGGAUUUACAAACUGUAAACACGCUCCACCGUCCAAAAAGUGAUUGUCUCACGUUUUCUAAAAGCCUCGUUACCUAAGGAGAUUUAUUUCCUGUCGUAUGUGGUUCUUAUGUGAUUGGGGCCUACUGAAUCCUCAUAGCGGCAUCACGUGAUCACUAAUUGAGAUCUAACCUUAUUUCGACGUUCAAUGCUUACACAACUGGACUGACAGAGGUUUCUACACCUAGAAAUUAGGCUUUUUACUAUCAUCUCUUAUGGCACUAAAGUUCUGAUGCUCUGUAUGGACUUCGUCAACCUUAAAGGGAUGCAAGUAGGGACAAUUCCAGGAGGGUCCAAACUCUUUAUAGAUACUUUGAGAAAUAUGGAAAGGUACGAAAGUGAAAUUCGGUUAUUGCGUUUAAUAUUAAGUUUUUGGAAAUUAAAAUCUACAGUUCGAUUUUCAGAUCAAGUGCAUUUCAUAUUUGACUGCGAAUAAAAUAUUACUUCUGUUUUAUGGCGGUUUUAUUCGCAUAACCUUAAUUCUAUAAUACCUCGUUAACGGUCGUAGUAUUCUUUCCUAUAUUGAAUUUAAUACCACAUCUAACCAUCGUUUAUCCGAUAGCCAGGAACUAAUAAAAUUAAUCGAUAAUUAAGCCUGAUAUACGCCCAACCUAAUAGUUAAGCGCCCAUUACAGCCGUGAUAAAUAAAGGUAGAGUCAGGUUAGUCUUAAUUGAGAUCUAACCUCACCUACAUGUCAGAUGCAUUUCUUUAUAAGUUAACGAUGUAAUACUUUAUCAGUGUUCACAAUAUCAUUUUCUUUAUUGAAUUUAAUGCCAUAUCUGACCAUGGCUUCCUCAGAACACAAAAACCAAUCAAAUUAAUCGAUAACCGGACAAGAUACAUGCGCAAUCGGAUCGUUAGAUGACCUAUCACGGUCGUCAUAAACAAAGAAUAAAAGGUUCGGGGUAUAAUUUACAUAGAUUCCACUGGCGGGCAGAUUUCUAUCUGCUUGCGGAGUGUAAUAGCAUGUCGGAUAAGUUCGGUCAUACCGCGAGGAGAUAAGGGCGGGAGUUAAGAAAAGAACAUUACUUUCGUAGUAAACACACAAAUAUUUCUAGAACAAUGGAAAAGUACCGUUGCGAUCCUGAUCGUUCAAGAUCCUUCGACGAACCAAGCCACGGGAAUAGAAAUGUUUUGCAGCAUCGAACUUAUCUCUCUUGUCCAACCCUUCUCUCGUCGUCCACCCCCAUAACAAUUCUUAAACGAGAUCUCUUGUCCAAACCUUUUGGCACUAGUAGUCACAACCUACAAUUUCUCAGAUUUGCUUAUUGAUGUCCUACGAGAGAAACCAUUUAUUUUAAUAUAUUCUCAAGGACAUGAUGGCGAUCAAUACGCUAUAAUAAUUAUAAAGUCAACAUCAUGUGUUAUGCUAAAAAUUGUCUUCGUUUUUCUUUCAAUCGAACCUAUUUGAGCAUCGAAAGAUAAGCAUGCAAAACGAUAUUCAAAUAUAUAUAGGCAAUAUCAGUUUGGGGAACAGGGUAGCUCCAUGCACUCGCGGCAUCUAGAUUCCGAUGAACGAGCGAGCAGCGAUGGUGUAUUGAUCUUUUUAGUGGCGUACCGACUCCACAGACGCAAUCCAACUGCUGCUGCUGCACACUGAAGGUCCACAUUUCCCUCGAGACGGAUACGCUUCGCUAUUCCUAUAACACACAAUUUGGCAAGGGAAUAUUGUGCUCGUGAAUACACACGUUCGCCAAUGUACAAUGCCCGAAGAGCCGGGAAAGACCGGAAGGACCAGGAGAGUAGUGUACGCCGAUAAAACACGCAGCACGCAUUCGUUCUCUUGUCAUCGAAUGCAGAGUUCAGAGUUGGACUAAUUUAACACACAAACAAGCUCAUCCAUGUACACGUAUCCGUGCAAACGUACCGAGAGUCGUUGGGACGCGAAACGAGGAGUAGUCUAAUUAAAACAGCAGGAUCGAGCAACCAAAACUGGUGGAUCUUGCGUAAUACGCGAAUACUUAUUGCAAGAUUCUGGGUUGCAGAUCUUGGAAGAUCGAGGGCGAAUGGAAAGAAAACUUUCCACCACGGAAAGAAAACACUGACUAAGAUUAGUUGGACAGUUUUCGAGGGACAUACGAGUCUUGGCCAGCCGUCGGACGUUGGUUGUGGCUCCUCUGCUAGCGCCACUCUGUCUAGCUCAACGUCUACGCUCUGUCAACUGUUUUAUAUUUAAUCCGGGCCGCUUUAGCAAGCAGUAAACAAACACUGUAUCGCAUAAGCGCCGCUCAAAUUAGCCUCAAUACCAUUUCAAACGGCCGACUCGCAUUUAUGAAGAUGACCGGGGAUGCUGGCCCACCCGAGAGAGUUCUACUGUAGUAUACGUAGAAACUCGAUGAAUUCUAUGGGGGUGGGGAAAGAGAACGGUGCCGAAAGUGCUGCUGGUAAUGGUAGUGGUACUGAGAGAGAAAAGGUAUACAGUGGUGGUGGUGGUGGAAUAAUGGUGGGAGAGCCACCAGAGGGAUUUGGAGGGGAUGCGACUGACGUCACAAAAUGCCCUGGGCACCGCCUACCGACAUGCAAUGGGCGGGAAUCCCCGACGAUUUACGAGCUUCGAGGUGGACGACAUCUAGUAGCGGCGCCAUGAACUUAACCAGCUUCAACGGAGGCCAUUACGCUCUCACGAUUGGCUGCGUAUGAGGCACAACGCGAAUCAGACGACGAUUUAAAUAUGGAUUUUUUUUCUCGGCCACGAAAUCACGGUAAGCGUGCUCUAUAAAUCAGAAUUGAUUUUUGAAUGGAACGAAGGGCCAUUGGGAAGAGGCUUUUAUAUCCUUUUCAGACACCCAUUUGUUUCCGGCGGUAAAUCUAUAUUUGGUCAAUCGAACCGACGCGACGCGACUAUAUACCACACCGUUUCCGUAGCUUUUUCGGAAGCAGUUAAUACGGGGAUGGUCUAUAUGUCCCUUUUCGCGCGAGAUGCCACUAUUUGGUUCUUAAAGGCCUAUUUUUUAUCAUGUGCUAUUAAAAUAUUUUACAUCAACUCUUUGAAACAUUGAAGUGAUUAAACACUUCUUGAAAAUUAAAAAUAUUGCUUACUUCACAUUCACAGUCUUAAGGAACUAGGUUUGAUUAAAAUUGGUUUAAAUUUAGUAGAUCUUAAACAGUAACGCGUCAUUACUACAUUGAUUAUCGUAGCUAUAAAAAGGGUGUAAUUAGCGGUUAAAAAGUAGCUCCUUUUUCUAGUAACUGCAUUAUUGUUUGGUAAAAUUAUUUGCACAAAGUUUUUUUCAAAUAAAAUAAGUUAUAACUGUUUGAGACAAUAAGACAAUUGUAAUAUGUAUUAGAUAUUUAAUUAUACUUACAUAGCUAUAUUAAUUUUAGAACCAUAUAAAAGUAUGUAUUAUUAUUGCUUUCAAAUUGUUUUAGCAGAAUGAAAUCAGUGACUACAGAUGCGAAAGACUGGACAUGCCUUUGUUCUCGGGGGAUCAUGACUUAGGGGGUCCCAGACACCCCCAGAUGAGAUUAGGCUUGCAUGCAGAGAGCACAGUCGGUACGAUAAUCGUACCUGUUUUACCAGUCCCUCUUUUACCGCACCUCGUUGUCAGCCUGACAUCCGAAAACACCAACUUUUUACUCCCUUUGAUUCUAUUUUUUUUUUUUUAUAAAUCAGUCAGAAACAGCACAAGACUGAACAGUUAUUUUAUUAUAUUGUUAUUUGUUAUUUAUUUUAUUAUUGUUUCCGCAGGGCCUGUAAGGAGAGGUAAAGUAAUAAAUAGAAGAAUAGUGAGGUAAGGCACACAGAAGGGAUAAAAUCAUCAAGUUCAUCCCCCUUAUGAGUUUGUUUAAUAAGCUAAGAAAAUAAAUACAGCAAAUUAAAUAAACACAGAAAAUGACAUAAGGGUAUAUGUAUGUUUAACAGGUAGAUGCGCACCUGUCGUUGUCGGACUGAUAUGGUUACACUUCGUUCUAGGUCGAACGGUUGACAACGGCGCCGCAGCCAGCUAUCUUUACUUGAAUCAAUGUCUGCAGAUAAUAUUUUUUUUUUUUUAAGUAUGGAGUGUCAGAUUCCUACUGACUAAAACCCCACGGCGACCGACACUGGCGCUAAAGGAGGGCUCUGGGACCUUAUGUAUAUUACUCCGGAGCCCUCUAUGCCUGGCACACAGGUGCUCAUCUUGGGGAGGUCCAAAUUGAGACCUCCCCCUGCUGCCUAUAGUGUCGCCAACACCGGGGGUCGCAACCGGGACCAGCUUGUCUGGCCGCGUGUAAAAGCGCUAGGAGCCCCCAAUCCCGACGCCAGCAGCCCUAACGGCCCCGCCGGGUUUGGUGGUGAUGCUGUCAUAUUUAGUGUUGAGGGAAGGGUUGUAUUAAUUUCCCCUUGCUACUUCUCUUAUUGCUGUGAUAUGACAAGUAGCUUGAGGUACUGACUAAGUGAUGGGAUAUAGUCUGAUAUCGAAGUAAUUUAAGAGCAGAUGGCGUUCGUUCUUAAAGCAUAAAUUCAAAACCUCUUGGAAACAAAGGCAUGUCUAGUCUUGUUGGAUUUGUAGUCACUGAUAAAAUCCUCAAAGCAUUAGUAACUAAGUCACUCUUACGGUCGAUCCUCAAACUAGACCGACAGCAACUACUUAGGCGGUAAAACACAAACUCCCUGUAAUGUCCACGGAGUGUAAUGAUUGCAGUACGAAAUUUAACAAUAUUAACAAAAUUUGAUACCAUAAUAGUAUUCAAGAAACAUAUAGCGUAGCCUAUAACUAAAUAUCAACAACAGAAAUGAUACGUUAAAAAGAAGAUUCUUGACGGGAAUAUCAGAUCAAGAGAAGUUGGUCGUCCUGGGACGAAGCUACACUGCGGACGGUUACGUCGGUUUACGGCUGUUUUAACGAGCGCCGUUGCACGCGACUCAGCACUAAACCAGCCUUACAAAACGGAGCCACACUAGUUUAUGUUUUACGGUCGAAUUUAUUAUCUGUUACCUCCUUAUAUGACGGUACAAUAACAAUAAUUGUCAGUUUUAAUUCGAUAGUAAAUCAACGGAAAAGAAUUUGCACCGUUUCACGCCAGCGACAGGACGAGGAAUAUUGGGCCAUCUGUCGUCAAGUUACCGAAAUACUUUCUUCUUCAACAAAACCUGUGACUGCAGAUACGAAAGACCAGACAUAUUUUUGUUCUCAACGGUUAUGAUUUUGGAGAUCCCAGAGAUCCCCAGGUGAGAUUAAGUCUGUAUGUCGAGAGCACAGUCGGUACAACGUCAAUGUGCGUUAGACUGUUGCAGUGCACUGUGUUUCACAUUUUUAUAGUAGGAUAGAGCAGAUGGCGCUCGUUAUUGAGGCACAAAUUCAAGACCCCUCGAAAACAAAGGCAUGUCCAGUCUUGCUGGAUUUUUAUUCACUGACGAAACUUCCUGUGCUACUUGACCAUGCCAGCUUUUGUUUCGUGUUGACGGCUAGUACUCGUAGAUGGUGCUAGCAGCAAAUUCUAUUUCCUCGUACUACCCCAAUUUUAUGACGCUUUUUAUACCACGAUUGUUAAGUUUUAUAUCAUUUCUGAUACUUGCUGCAGUACAUAUGUCUGUAUUAAUUCGAUAGAAGCAAUAUUUUGG
This is a messenger RNA of Osmia lignaria (orchard mason bee), 9543 nucleotides long. The record is from RefSeq and is a predicted model, not a curated record. NCBI's taxonomy places the organism in Eukaryota, Metazoa, Arthropoda, Insecta, Hymenoptera, Megachilidae.